This is a messenger RNA of Nasonia vitripennis (jewel wasp), 1876 nucleotides long. RefSeq names its product GS homeobox 1-like. Gene Ontology annotation, cellular component: nucleus. Gene Ontology annotation, biological process: regulation of transcription by RNA polymerase II. The transcript has 2 exons. The record is from RefSeq and is a predicted model, not a curated record. NCBI's taxonomy places the organism in Eukaryota, Metazoa, Arthropoda, Insecta, Hymenoptera, Pteromalidae. Bases 318 to 1202 code for a protein of 294 amino acids. Gene Ontology annotation, molecular function: DNA-binding transcription factor activity, RNA polymerase II-specific; RNA polymerase II cis-regulatory region sequence-specific DNA binding.
CCCCCCGAUGUAUAUACGCGACGCGCUGUAUACGGCGCGGUGCUAUAUAGACAGGGCGGGGCCUUGGACAAAGGGCCCCCGAAAAACCAACCCUCGACGGGGGCUACAGGGGUGGAGUCUAGCGUCUCCCCGAGUUUCUAUAUAGGCCUGCGGAGAGCCCGAGACGCUUCAGAACUCGGUGCAUCGCCGAGCGCGCAGGAUAGCCACAGACAGGCCCUUCGUUCGAGUGCGUCAGCUAUACAGCAGUGCUUUUCCCCGCGAGUUUGUGCGUCGAUCCUCGUGUGCGUUUACGCUUGAGUUUAGCGUAGCAAGUGAAGAUGUCGCGAAGCUUCCUCGUCGACUCGCUCAUCGGCAACAACUCGCCGCCGACUUACCCGCUGCCCUACUACGGCGGCCAGCUGCCCAACUACAUGUUCAACUUCUUCAACCUCGGGCUCAACGCCUAUCAGCAGCAGCAGCAGCAGCAGCAGCUCGCCAGGCCAGUGCCGAGGCAGCUGGGACCAGUCGUGAGUCCCGUUCAAGCGACCGCCGUCGGAUUACCCAGACCAAGCCCGCCCUCGCCGGUGCACAACUCCGCCGCCGGCCGACUAUCAGACGCCUCAGUGCCCACUGCCGAGUCGCCGUCGCGUCGCUCGACGAGUCCGAGCUCCCCGCCGCCGUCGCGCAGCCCGAACGGCUCCGUCGUCAGCAGCAUCUCCAACAGCAUGAAGCGCAUCCGCACGGCCUUCUCGAGCACCCAGCUGCUGGAGCUCGAGCGCGAGUUCGCGGCCAACAUGUACCUGUCGCGUCUGCGGCGCAUCGAGAUCGCGACGAACCUGCGACUCUCGGAGAAGCAGGUGAAGAUCUGGUUCCAGAACCGUCGCGUCAAGUACAAGAAGGAGGACGGCCCCGCGGGUAAAGGGCCGAACUCCAAGUGCUGCUGCCUGCGCACCUGCGGCAAGAAGAAGGACGGCAGCGGCAGCGAGAAGUGCGGCCAGGACGAGAGCGACGAGGAGAAGCAGGAGGUGAAGCCACCGGUCAUCUGGAGGCAGCCCUUCGAGGAGGCACACGACCUCUCCAGAGGAUGCAAGAGAUCCGCCGAGGACGAGGACGAGCAGCAUCAGCAGGAGGAGAAGAAACGGAGAGUCGAGAGUCCGCCGAUGACCGGAUUCAGACAGCUCACCUGCACCAAGUACACCGUCGACCACAUCGUCAACUCGUGAUUCGCGGAGUUGCUCGGGAGACUUUGACCCAGUGCUUUCUUAAUGGCCUGACGACGAGGACAAUUUUUGUACAUAUGUAAAUGGCAGUUUUGUAAAUAGUAUGUGUAUUGUAUGCGGGAGAGAGUGAGGAGAUGCGAUGACGAGUCUGUUGUAUAUUUUUCCAGAGGCUAUUUUCAACGACUCGGAUCGAUACUGCGUGUAUAGUAUUCGUAUAAGCGACAAUCAAAGUGAUUUUAGAUUAAUAAAAGUAUUUUAUAAUAAUUAAUUCAUGAUUACCUCACUCUACCACACCAACAUCCCCUCUUACCGUAUGUAACGUACUCGCGUUAUACUUUUCAAUCUCACGUGCAACUUCGAAUACGAGGAUAUAUUUUCAACAAAGCUGAGAGACGCGCGGAAAAAACUUCAUUAUUGCGAAAGCGUAUAAUGCAAAAGUUCUUAACAUUUAUCACCGGCUAACUCGGGAACGAUGAAAAGUAACGGAUUCGAGGCUGAAAAAAUAUGCAAAAGGCCAUGGCUAAAGUGGACUUUGUUCAGCGAGGCACGAUACACACUACGCUAUAAUCGUAAACGUAAAAAAGCUGGUCGGCUGCUUUACUGCGAGAUGACUGUAGAAAAUCGUUAAACUUUCACUAAAAGUUCGCACAAAGCUUUAUUUUUUAAAUACCAUGAAA